AUGAAUUUGAACUUUUUGCUACAAUUAGCAAAUGUGCUUUUAGUCGCAAAACUGGCAAGAUCUGAGAGCACAUCGGAAUGUCGCAAAAUAGAUGAUAACAAGUUCCCAAACUGCGUAACUCAUGGCUUCACAAUGACAAGCGAACAUCUCGCAAGUAACUUCUACAGCGAGACUUAUUCAAAGGUAAUCAACAACAUGACAGCGAAGCUCAACGGUUGUUCAAAAUACACCAGCUAUGUCCUCUGCUCACUCUACGUACCACGAUGUAAAGAAAACAUGCUUGGUCCUUUGCUUCCAUGCCGUGAGGUGUGCGUGGAGUUUGCUCGCGGAUGCUCCAAUCAAAUGAAUUCCAAUGGCUUAAAUUGGUUAAAGCCUCUGUGUAGCUUGCUACCUAUAAAGAGGAAAAGUGCUACUUGUUUUAUACCACCGGAUUUUAAACCUCUGAAGAAGCCUCUUUCAAGUACGUAUGUAUGUUGCUUAAUUAUGUAUCAAGUAGAGACGGUCACUCAACGGAAAAAAACAGGUGACCGUAAAGGUGUUCGAAAUUAAGCCCGUGAUAAUCCGCAAAUUGAAGUAAAUAGACAGUGAAAUUGAGCGGAAGAAUUCUAUUUUAUUAUUCAACAGCUAUUGAAUAGUUGCGCUGUUUCUAGCUCACAAACCAGUCAAUUUUGCUUGGUUAACUGAAAGUUUCAUUGUAUCAUUUUCAAAAUUACUGAAACUUUGAUUUUGAAUGCACGCAUCACGGCAAACACAAAACAGCUUUCCGGGCUCGAAAAAUUCCUUUUUUUUUUUCGAGAAACAUGCCCCAGCUCCGUUUAUUAGUCACACCGACUGCCCAAGGAAGAAAUUUCGAAUUUCGAAGACUUUGCUUGAGAGGUACUCAGUUUUGCUGAGUUAUGAUUUGAUAGAGAGGUUUUCGUUUGAGUGUCGUAAAACCAAAACCAAAGUAAUUACUCUGGCCAAUCACAUAGGACACAGACAAUACACUGAACCAAUCAAAACUCGAAGUAAUUACAUGUGGCUGACGCAAAGCGCGGGAAAAUCGUGCGAGCGCGUCACAAUUGGCUUUGGUUUUACUUCUGAUUGGAUGAAAAGGUGGCGCGAAUCUUUUAUGCCAAUCGCAUCGUGUAGAAAGUGCAAAACCAAUUACUUUUCGACACUCAAAUGAAAACCGCUCUAUUGAUGUUGUCGGUUUCGUUAUUACUUAACAGGCCUUCAAUGCAGGGAAACGGUGUCAAAUGAGAAUUGUCAGAAAGAGGAAUGUAAAAGAACAUUUAUAUCAAGGAAAAGGCAAACACAACUCCAAGACAAACUGACGACAUUAAUUAACAAACUGACCAGCAGCGUGUUUAGCGACUCCUGUAAAGAGACUUUAAACAAACUGGCGUGUGCAUCGUAUACACCGCCGUGCGAUGGGACUAAGAUAAAAACAUUGUGUAAACACAGAUGCUCGUUGCUAUUUGACGACUGCCCGGAGGCUUUCAACUUCAUUGAAGUAAGCAGCUAUUGUGCUGAGUCUGCUCAAGGUGACACGACCAGCGGUUUCUGUGAGUUGACGAGGUGGCCAAGUGCGAGGCAUUGGGAUAAAGGUUCGUGCGCCUCUCUUCAAAUCUCAGUGUACUUUUAGUCCUUACUAAUAUUCGCUGUACUUAUAAUGACUGCCAGCCUAGUCUCCAGGCGUUCUCUCUUGCCCCGUUGUCCGCGUGAAUUCUGGGAACUGAGCGGGCUAGACUCGGUGACGUCACAGCUCACGGUAGAGUACAGGAUUGACCGAGCCGAGAACUCCUAGGGACUAGGCUGAAUGACUGCUAAAAUACUGGCGUCUGUCGGUUUUUCUGUCUUACUUUCACCGUUUUUGUUUUCCUUUUUAGUUUGUUGUUUUGCCAGGAGUCCAUUGAAAAAACCACGCGUAGUCCCUAAGUUUCCUCAGGGUCAGUGGAAUCAAGUAAAAUACGCGAGCGCGCGCGAGAAUCGCCACAUGCGUGUCGCCUCUCCACGUGGUAGAGGGGCGAGGAAAUAAGGUGCCAUCUCUAAAUAGACUAGAGAUAGUGAAGAGGUCCAUUAUUUCUGAGCUAUCUUGAUGAAAUGAAAAAAUGUUUCUAUUUCUCUUUCCAGGAAAGCGUCUGCACACAGUCAGACCAACGUCCUUCCCAGCAGGCCUCAUUGCUGCCCUCGUUUUGGUGCCACUAUCUGUAUUCUGCUUCAUAUACUUAGCCGUAGUACUGCGCAGGCGCUAUGAGCAGAAGAGAAGUGGUAACGUCCAAGAGCUGUUAACGUACACUGAGCUGCAAACAGAGACAGCUGACUCGGACAAGAAAUUAGCACUCAUAAUGAUCCGGCCAGGAACUAAAUAG
Molecule: messenger RNA, 2354 nt
Organism: Porites evermanni
Lineage: Eukaryota; Metazoa; Cnidaria; Anthozoa; Scleractinia; Poritidae
Source: the annotation of a GenBank genome assembly